Molecule: messenger RNA, 1317 nt
Organism: Penicillium maclennaniae
Lineage: Eukaryota; Fungi; Ascomycota; Eurotiomycetes; Eurotiales; Aspergillaceae
Product: NAD(P)/FAD-dependent oxidoreductase
Exons: 3
Coding region: 1-1317 (438 amino acids)
Molecular function (GO): sarcosine oxidase activity; saccharopine oxidase activity; flavin adenine dinucleotide binding
Source: RefSeq, a predicted model, not a curated record
AUGACUACAAAGAACCCCUCAUACCUCAUCAUUGGAGCCGGUGUCUUUGGUGUCUCGACAGCAUACACCCUCAUUCAAAAAUAUCCCAAUGCCUCGGUGACUCUGGUAGACCGAGACGCAUACGACGCCGAUACCCGCGUGGCCGCAUCCUGGGAUUGGAACAAGGUUGUUCGCGCUGACUACGACGACAAGGUCUACUGCAGGUUAGCUCUUGAAGCUCAGGAUAUCUUCAAGUCCGAUCCUCUAUGGCAGCCUCAUUUCCAUCAGACCGGUGUCUACUGGACAUGCCGCAGCGACUACGCCCAAAAUGUGAUCAACCACCAUAAAGAUCUUGGCCGGAAUGACGAUAUCAUCGCUCUGCCGGUCGUGGAGGCCCGGAAGCUAUACGGUGGAAUUUUCGACAAUGCUGAUUAUACCGGUGUCAAGGAGGUUCUUAUUAACAGAGCCAGUGGAUGGGCCGCUGCUGGAGAUUCUCUUCGCGCCGUUACGAAGAGAUGUCUGCAAUUAGGCGUGAAAUAUGUAGUUGCUGAGGUCGCUACCUUGGAAUUCGAUGGUCGUGGUUCGUGUACUGGUCUCAAGACAAAGUCUGGACAGAUUCUGUCAGCGACGCAUACUAUCGUCGCCGCUGGUGCUUUCACGCCCACGUUGCUUGAGUGGAGCGCUGCGAAGAGCGGUAAUCACGGUCUCCGAGCUGGAGAGCGAAUUGUUGCCGCUGGUAUCACAACAGGGAUGGCGCAGCUCAAGAAGGAGCAAUAUGCGAAAUUCAAAGACAUGCCCGUUGGUUUCCAGGGCUAUACGCCCGAGGAGGGCAAGCCUUUCAUUGGUACUCUACCCCCUACCAAAGAUGGAGAGCUCAAGUGGUGGGGCUCCAAGAUUUUCACAAAUACUCGUGAAGUGUUGCCCGGUCGCCACAUAUCUUCGCCUCCGCCUACGCACGACUACAACCAAUGGAAGGUUCCUGGGCCUCUCAAGCAGGAUAUUGUGGAGGCACGAAAUCUGUGGUACGGACCUGAGAGUGCGGAUUGGGAAAUGACGAAGCAUCGAAUCUGCUGGGACGCAUUCACUACAACCUCUGACUUUAUCAUUUCUCCUCAUUCCGCUUCGAAGGGCCUCUAUGUCGCGACAUGUGGCUCCUUCCACGGAUACAAAUUCUUCCCCGUGCUCGGCAAAUACAUCACACAAAUGCUCGAGGGUGAGUUGGAGCCAGAACUUGUAGAGAAGUGGGCAUGGGAUCGUCAGCGUCCUGAUUCUUCCCAAAACGUGGAGUAUCCUAAUUCGGAGAUGAAGCACCUUCUUCAGCCUGCCGCAAAGUUGUAG